AUGUGUGCAGCCAGGUUCAGCGGCUGCCUUAAUGGCUGUGCCGAGGAGGCAGUCGGCGGUGGUGCUGCUGGGGCUCCCGGUCCGAUCGUGGCCUCCAGGAUGCUGGACUGGACAGAAGCAGGUCCCCGCAUCCUCCACAGCCUGGAGAUGGGCACGGUGAUGACCAUCUUCUACCAGAAGAAGUCCCAGCGGCCCGAGAGGAGAACGUUCCAGAUAAGGCAGGACACACGGCAGAUAGUGUGGAGCCGAAACCCUGACAAGAUAGAAGGAGAGAUCGACAUACGAGAGAUCCGGGAGCUGCGGUUGGGGAAGGGCUCCCGUGAUUUUGAGCGCUACCCGGAGGAGGCUCGUAAACUGGACUCUGCCCACUGCUUCAUCGUGCUCUACGGCCUGGAGUUCCGCCUCAGGACGCUCAGUGUGGCCGCCUUCAGUGAGGAGGAGGUCAACAUGUGGAUCACUGGUCUCAACUGGCUGAUGGCUGACACCCAGAGAGCGCCGGCGCCGCAGCAGAUCGACAGGUGGCUGAGGAAACAGUUUGAAGUCAUGGACAGGAGCCACGAGGGCAGUAUCACAGUGAAGGACGUGAAAACUCUGCUGCCUCAGAUCAACUACAGAGUCCCCAACAUGCGUUUCCUCAAAGACAAGCUACAGGAGGUGGAGGCCCGCAGCGACCUGUCGUACCCCCACUUUGCACAGCUGUACCGGACACUGAUGUUUGACGCACAGAGGAGCAUUAUUGAGCAGCUGGAGCUCUCCUUCCCUCUGCGGAACGUUGACAGACCAGAGCUUUGUCAGAUCUCUCUCUACGACUUCCAGAAGUUUUUACAGAUGGACCAAAAGGAGUCCUGGGCGUCGGAUCUGAGCCGGGUCAGAGAGUUCCUCAUGGGGUACAUGAGGGGGGGGCCACAGCCUGAGCCGAUGCUGCAACUGGAUGAGUUCCUGACCUUCCUGUUCUCCAAAGAGAACUCUGUGUGUGACCCUCGACUCUCACCUGUUGUUCACGAUGACAUGAAGCGACCUCUGUCUCAGUACUGGAUCUCCUCCUCACACAACACCUACUUGACAGGGGACCAGUUUUCCAGCGAAUCAUCUCUGGAGGCCUACGCCCGCUGUCUGAGGAUGGGCUGCCGCUGCAUCGAACUGGACUGCUGGGACGGACCCGACGACCUGCCGAUCAUCUACCACGGCCACACCCUCACCUCCAAGAUCAAAUUCCUGGACGUGCUGCACACCAUCAAAGAACACGCCUUCGUCACAUCUGAGUAUCCUGUGAUCCUGUCCAUCGAGGACCACUGCAGCGUGGUGCAGCAGAGGAACAUGGCCACACACUUUAAGAAGGUGUUUGGAGAUCUGCUGCUCACCAAGCCGGUGGAUAACAGCGCAGAGGAGCUUCCUUCGCCCUACCAGCUCCGCAGGAAGAUCCUCAUCAAGCACAAAAAGCUGGUGGAGGGAACUCUGUACGAGGAGGUGACGUCAGCCAGCUACUCCGAGAACGACAUCAGCAACUCGCUGAAGAACGGCAUCCUGUACCUGGAAGACCCCAUCGACCAUACAUGGACUCCACAUUAUUUCGUCCUGACCAGUAAUAAGAUCUACUACUCAGAGGAGACGUCCCACUACCAGACAGCUGAUGAAGAAGAGGACGAUGAAGGAAAAGAGGAGUGCAACAACAACGAGCAGCACUGCGCCGAGCGCUGGUUCCACGGGAAGCUGGGUGGAGGUCGAGACGGUCGACAGGUGGCUGAGAAGCUGCUGCAGGAGUACUGCGAGGGCGGGGCUAAAGACGGCACCUUCCUGGUCAGAGAGAGUGAGACGUUUGUCGGAGACUACACCCUCUCCUUCUGGCGCUCCGGUCGCGUGCAGCACUGCAGGAUCCACUCGCGCCAGGAGUCCGGCUCCACCCGCUUCUACCUGACCGACAACCUAGUGUUCGACAGCCUCUACCGCCUCAUCUGCCACUACAGAGACACGCCGCUGCGCUGCAACGAGUUCGAGAUGAGGCUGGGCAGCCCCGUGCCCCAACCCAACGCACACGAGAGCAGAGAGUGGUACCACUCCAGUCUGUCCCGCGUUCAGGCCGAACACAUGCUGAUGCGCGUCCCCAGAGACGGAGCUUUCCUGGUGCGAAAGAGAAGCGAGCACAACUCCUACGCCAUCUCCUUCAGGGCGGAGGGAAAGAUCAAGCACUGUCGUAUCCAGCAGGAGGGACGUCUCUUCAUGCUCGGCAGCUCGGCAGAGUUCGAGAGUCUGGUGGAUCUGGUGAGCUACUACGAGAAACAUCCUCUUUACCGUAAGAUGAGGCUGCGCUACCCCAUCAACGAGGACACGCUGGACCGGAUGGGCACCACGGAGCUGGACUACGGGGCGCUGUAUGAAGUCCGCACGCCUCACUUCUACGUGGAGGCCAAUAAGAUGCCGACGGCUCGGUGCACGGUCAAAGCUCUGUACGACUACCGGGCUCAGAGAGAGGACGAGCUGUGUUUCCCCAAACAGGCACUCAUCCUCAACGUGGACAAGCAGGAGGGCGGCUGGUGGCGAGGCGACUACGGCGGGAAGAAGCAGCUGUGGUUUCCUGCAAACUACGUGGAGGAGGUCCCCAGUUCUCCCACCAGAGAGCUGGACGAAGCGUCCACAGAGAACAGUCCUCUGGGAACGUUCCUCAAGGGCUUCAUCGAUGUCCCCACCUGCCACGUUGUGGUUCAUAAAGACGGGAAGAACUCGAGGCCGUUCGUGUUCACCAUCCACUCCCAGCACCUCUCCUCUCACCCGGUCCAGACCCUGGACGUGGCCGCGGACAGUCUGGAGGAUCUGACCGGCUGGGUCGGCAAGAUCAGAGAGGCUGCACAGAACGCUGACGCACGGAUGCAGGAGGAGAAACAGAUGGAGAGGAGGAAAAAGAUUGCAGUGGAGCUGUCGGAGCUCGUGGUUUACUGCAGACCCGUCCCCUUCAAUGAAGACAAGAUCGGGACGGAGCGAGCGUGUUAUCGGGACAUGUCGUCCUUCCCAGAGACGAAGGCAGAGAAGUUUGCGACGCGCGGCAGAGGGAAGCGCUUCCUGCAGUACAACCGCCGCCAGCUCUCCAGAGUUUACCCCCGAGGACAGAGACUGGAUUCGUCCAACUACGACCCGCUGCCCAUGUGGCUCUGCGGCUCCCAGCUGGUCGCACUCAACUUCCAGACUCCAGAUAAACCCAUGCAGCUGAACCAGGGCUUGUUCAUGCUCGGAGGAAGCAGCGGCUACGUCCCCCAGCCCGACAUCAUGAGGGACGACGCCUUUGACCCUUUCGACAAGGACACGCUGCACGUGGAGCCAAUCACCAUCCAGCUACAGGUGCUGGGGGCCCGUCAUCUGCCUAAAAAUGGCCGCAGCAUCGUCUGUCCCUUCGUGGAGGUGGAGAUCUGUGCAGCUGAUUACGACAGCUUUAAGUGCAAGACAGACGUCGUAGCUGAUAACGGUCUGAAUCCUGUGUGGGUACAGAAGCAGUUUGUGUUCGACAUCCAUAACCCCACCUUCUCCUUCCUGCGCUUCACCGUCUACGAGGAGGACAUGUUCAGUGACCCCAACUUCCUGGCACAGGCGACCUAUCCUAUCCGUCUGCUCCGGACAGGCUACAGGAGUGUACCUCUGAAGAACAGCUACAGUGAGGAGCUGGAGUUGGCGGCACUUCUGGUCCACAUCGAGAUCGUCAACGCAAAGGAGGAAGACGACGAGAACUUGUACACGUCCAUCCAGCUGCUGCGGGAUCGAACCAGCGAGCUGUCCAACCAGGUUUCCCUCCUGGAGAGGUCGGGCUCAGCGGACCUCAGCUACCAGCAGAGUCUGGAGGAGCUGAGAGCGGCUCAGGAUCAGCUGAGUGAGCUGAUGGAGGCUCGAAACCGCAGGCUGAUGGAGAAGAAGAGGAGGGAGAAGCUGAGGCAGCAGGUGGCAGCAAAGCGCAGUUAAUCCUCCCGUCCACCAGAGAGCGAUCGACUCAAACGCAGACUGUGCCUGACGCUUGCUGCCACCAGGUGCUGAGCAGCGACAGCCCGACAGAGGGAACGGGCUUUCUACAGCAGCGACAUGCAAUCUGUUUAUAACUGAUGACAAACACACACACACGUUCCUUCACAAUAGAUUGUGAGAUUUGACAGCAGCGUGCUGAGCGAACAGCGGAGGAACAAGUGAGAGUGUGAACGACAAACAGAAGCAUCUCAUGGACAAAAACUAAACAAACAACAAAAAACUAAGCUAUAAAAACAAUCACAGAUUUCAGGCUGGAACACAUUAAGAGUGAGUUGAUGUUUUCAUGACGAACAACAGACAGGACAAGUGAAGGGUUCUGAACACCGACAAAAACUUGUUUUACUUGUUAAUUCGCGGCAUUAGAACUGCAACAAGUAGUUGAUUAGUUAGUUAAUUAGCCCUUGGACAGGAAGUUUAAUUGUCAACUAUUCAUCAAAUAAUCAUUUUUUGAGUUAAUUUACCAAACAUUUGAUGGCUCCACCUUUUCAAACGUGAGGAUUUGAUGCUUUUCUUUGUCGUACGUGACACGAAACUGAACUGUUGGUCGAACAAAACAAGGCAUCUGAAGACAGACAUUUAUCACUGUUUUCUUUCUUCUAAUCAGUGAUGAAAAUAUGUUCCAGUUGUAAUCAUGAUGCGUUGGUCUGGUAGAGACGCUUAAUGUAGUGAAUGUCACCUACUUAUCAUAAAUUUGCUGUUGGCCAACUGCCACCAGAACAAAACGUCACAAAAGAAAAUCACAUCUCAGUUUUACAACAAAGAUGAACCCUGUCCAGGACAGUGAAGAGUAAAAGAACAAACAAACCUCUCUUAUGAGUUAGGAUUUAGAUUAUUGACAAGUUUAGAAAACUACAGAACUCAAAUAAAAAUGUAAAUUCAGUCCUUAACUCAUCAGAUUUGCUCUUACUGUGUUUCAGGCUUUAGUGAGAAAAAACAGGAUCAAAGGGAGAAGAAAUCUCAGGUUACACAAAUGGAAGGGAAAAAAAACCUUGGUAUGUGGAUAGAAAAAGGGAGCAGUGGGCACACGUAGGAAAAAGGAAAUAUCAUGUAUGUGCCUUUGAUGAGUGUAGUUACUCUAAUGCUUCAGACUGACUGCUUUCUCUACAACUGGAAUAGUGGCCCUUUAAGGGACAACUACUAACAAACUGGAGGAGGAAUCAGACCACUACUCAUGAAAUGGAUUCCAUAGGGAUUUAAAGACUGACAUCUGUUCCUCCAAAUCAAGACCAAGUCUUUCAUGAACUCCGCCUUCAGGUGACGGGACGGGGGGGGGGGGGGGGCUUCCUGUCACUGCUAGGUCUACCUGGGACUGUGUCGAACUGUGUCAAACAAAUCCUCA
Molecule: messenger RNA, 5341 nt
Organism: Seriola dumerili (greater amberjack)
Lineage: Eukaryota; Metazoa; Chordata; Actinopteri; Carangiformes; Carangidae
Product: 1-phosphatidylinositol 4,5-bisphosphate phosphodiesterase gamma-1-like
Exons: 32
Coding region: 1-3942 (1313 amino acids)
Biological process (GO): phosphatidylinositol-mediated signaling; positive regulation of epithelial cell migration; phospholipid catabolic process
Molecular function (GO): protein binding; phosphatidylinositol-4,5-bisphosphate phospholipase C activity
Source: RefSeq, a predicted model, not a curated record